AUGGCCGGCGAGAGAGCAGAUGAAGAGAUGGAAAUCUUAGAGGAGAAUAAUCCUGAAUCCAUUGUUUAUGAUUCAUCAUCACCGCAAUCAACGAGCACUUCAUCUUUAACGUGGAUAAGCUGGUUCUGUUCAUUACCUGGCCACGAGUACUUUGCAGAAGUUUCCGAGGACUUUAUCGAAGACGAAUUCAAUUUGACAGGAUUAGCGGGUAUAGUUGGAUUUUAUAAGGAAGCUCUAGAGAUGAUACUGGACGUUGAACCAGAAGAAUCUUUAAAAAUACCAGAUGUAUCCAUAGUCGAACACAGCGCUGAAAUGCUUUACGGACUCAUCCACGCCAGAUUCAUACUUACAAGAGUUGGUUUGCAGCAAAUGGUUGAAAAAUACGAAAAUGGUCACUUUGGAUUCUGCCCUCGGUUCUGCUGUCAGUCUUGUCCUGUUGUUCCAUGCGGAAGGUCAGAUACACCAGGAGUUGAUACAGUGAAGCUAUACUGUCCAAAUUGCAUGGACAUUUACGUACCUCCAAGCUCUAGAUUUCAAGGCGUCGAUGGUUCUUUCUUCGGAACUACAUUCCCUCAUCUGCUUUUUCAUACCUACAAGGAUCUUCAACCAUCGAUCGUACUACCAGUUAACGACGAUGACACAGUGGAUUAUCAAGCAAUCGCUGAAUCUCAUUACAAGCCAGCUGCUACAAAGAUAUAUACACCAAAGAUAUAUGGUUUCAGAAUAUCAGAAAAGAGUAGAUCAGGACCUCGUAUGCAAUGGCUGAGAAUGAGACCGACAUCUCAGAAAGAGUUAGAUUCUGUUGAUAAUCAAGGCCGUAUUAAGAAUUCAAGCAUACAACAAUUCAACAGAGUACAGGGAGAUGGUAGAUGGAAGAAGCAGGGCAAGCUGUUUGAUGAAGAUGACGAUGAAGAUAUUCACAGUGAGUCGGAUGAGGAAGAAGAGGGGAAGGCGACACAACAGCAACCAAGUUGA
Messenger RNA from Wallemia ichthyophaga EXF-994, 975 nucleotides. RefSeq names its product Casein kinase II subunit beta-1. Gene Ontology annotation, molecular function: protein kinase regulator activity. The transcript has 7 exons. Bases 1 to 975 code for a protein of 324 amino acids. Lineage: Eukaryota; Fungi; Basidiomycota; Wallemiomycetes; Wallemiales; Wallemiaceae. The record is from RefSeq and is a predicted model, not a curated record. Gene Ontology annotation, cellular component: cytoplasm; protein kinase CK2 complex.